This is a messenger RNA of Microtus oregoni (creeping vole), 2314 nucleotides long. RefSeq names its product asparaginase (gene Aspg). NCBI's taxonomy places the organism in Eukaryota, Metazoa, Chordata, Mammalia, Rodentia, Cricetidae. Bases 9 to 1712 code for a protein of 567 amino acids. Gene Ontology annotation, biological process: amino acid metabolic process. The transcript is spliced from 15 exons. Gene Ontology annotation, molecular function: asparaginase activity; protein binding. The record is from RefSeq and is a predicted model, not a curated record.
UCCUAGCAAUGGCUCGCGCUACCGGACCUGAGCGGCGGCUGCUGGCCAUCUACACUGGCGGCACCAUCGGCAUGAGGAGCGAGGGUGGGGUGCUGGUUCCUGGGAGAGGCCUGGCUGCUGUCCUGAGGGCACUUCACAUGUUCCACGAUGAGGAGUACGCCCAGGCCCACCGCCUGCCCGAGGACACGCUGGUGCUGCCCCCGGCCAGUCCUGACCAGAGGAUCCUCUACACGGUGCUGGAGUGCCAGCCACUCUUCGACUCCAGUGACAUGACCAUCACUGAGUGGGUUCAGAUUGCCCAGACCAUAGAGAGACACUACACACAGUACCAGGGCUUUGUGGUCAUCCAUGGCACGGACACCAUGGCCUUUGCCGCCUCGGUGCUGUCCUUCAUGCUGGAGAACCUGCAGAAGCCUGUGAUCCUCACCGGGGCCCAGGUACCCAUCCAUGCCCUGUGGAACGAUGGCCGUGAAAACCUGCUGGGGGCCCUGCUCAUGGCUGGCCAGUACAUCAUUCCUGAGGUCUGCCUAUUCUUCCAGAAUCAGCUCUAUCGGGGCAAUCGGACAACCAAGGUGGACGCGCGGAGGUUUGCGGCCUUCUGCUCCCCCAACCUGCCCCCUCUGGCCACUGUGGGUGCAGAUGUCACAAUCAACCGUGAGCUGGUACGGAAGGCCAGCCAGAAGGACCGUCUUGUGGUGCACAGCAAUAUGGAGCGUGACGUGGGCCUGCUGCGCCUUUACCCUGGGAUCCCUGCCUCACUGGUGCGGACCUUUCUGCAGCCCCCACUGAAAGGGGUGGUCAUGGAGACCUUCGGCUCUGGGAAUGGGCCCACCAAGCCAGACCUGCUGCAGGAACUGCGGGUGGCAUCUGAACAAGGCCUGAUCAUUGUCAACUGUACCCAUUGCCUUCAGGGGGCUGUGACUUCGGACUAUGCGUCUGGCAUGGCCAUGGCAGGAGCUGGCAUUGUUUCAGGCUUUGACAUGACGUCAGAGGCUGCCCUGGCCAAACUGUCCUAUGUGCUAGGCCAGCUGGGGCUGAGCCUGGAUGACCGGAAGAAGCUGCUGGUCAAGAACCUUCGUGGGGAGAUGACAUUGCCUGAGACAGAUGAGCACCAGUCCUUGCUGCAAGAUGGCGUGUUGGGCCACCAGAUAGCAUGGCUUCUCAGUCUGAAUGGCAGCCAGGAGGCUGAUGCCGUGCAGGAUGUCCUGACGUCCAGCCUGGCCCUGGCUGCAGCUCAUGCUGGUGACCUAGACACUCUGCAGGCCUUGGUGGAGCUGGGCAGAGACCUCAACCUGAAGGACUCUAGUGGUCAGACCCCACUGCAUGUGGCUGCACGCAGGGGCCAUGCUGCCGUGGUCACCAUGCUGCUGCAGAAGGGUGUGGAUGUGAAUGCCCACAAUGAAGAUGGCCAUAGCCCGCUGCUGCUGGCCGUGAGGGGCAGGCAUCAGGGCGUCAUUGGGCUGCUGCGGACCGCUGGGGCUUGCCUAUCUCCCCAGGAGCUGGAGGAUGUUGGGACAGAACUGUGCAGGCUGGCAUUCAGGGCGGACAGCGAAGGCCUAAGGGCAUGGUGGCAGGCAGGGGCUGACGUAGGACAGCUGGACUAUGAUGGACGUUGUGCCCUGCAAGUAGCUGAAGCUGCUGGGAAUGCAGACGUGGUGGCCCUGCUACAGAGCUUUACGGACAGGAUCAGUGCCCAGCCCCAGCCCCACUAAGUCCUGGACUGGGCUGAUGUCCCCUCAGUGAGCUCCCAUUGCUCUGCAGCUGGAUCCUGGCACCUGCUAUCCCAGAGCCUGUUCUGAGACAGCCUGAGGAGUGGACAGACACAUUGUCCCGAGUCUUUCCUGGGCUCUGGGAGGAGCACAGUCUGAUGGAGAUACAAGCCACUGGGGCUUCAUGCAGGCAAGGCUCAGCUCAGACCUUUACCCUACCCAGUCUUGGGCUGGGAGACUGGACGACCUCGGCCCCCCAGCUCACAUUUGUUCCCAUCGCAUUAUUUGGCACCUCUGGAGUUUUGAGACUGGCUGGGCUAACCCUCUCUCCCGAGAACGGCUGGACUCCAUACACAGAGCAUCUGGGGUGGAGUAGGGGGAGCUCUGCCUCCAGACACCUCCUCAGCAGACCUUGCUUCCUAGAAGUCCUCCUUGGUUCUCAACCGGCCAUCCUGCUGCAGUAUGGGGUCUUCCUUACUGCCCAAGGGACCUGGGCACAUACCAGCUGCAUCUGCUAAACUGCUUCCCAGCCUGUUGGCAUGACACAAUCUGGAGGUCUUUGAGGAGCAGAGUGUCAAUAAAGUUGUGGGGAUGGCUGCUGCGUG